This is a messenger RNA of Pseudonaja textilis, 619 nucleotides long. It is a transcript of the gene JTB, whose product is annotated as jumping translocation breakpoint. Gene Ontology annotation, biological process: mitotic cytokinesis. The record is from RefSeq and is a predicted model, not a curated record. Gene Ontology annotation, cellular component: midbody; membrane; centrosome. Lineage: Eukaryota; Metazoa; Chordata; Lepidosauria; Squamata; Elapidae.
CAGAAUGCACCCCGUGUGUGAGGGCGGAAGUGCCGGGCGAGGAUGGGGCCAAGAUGGCGCCUGGCGCUGUGGGCGGUUUUGGGUUUGGUGGUCGCCCCUUCGCGGUCGGCCGAGGGAAUCGCCAAGAACGAUGCCAAAGCGCCAGCGAGUCUGACCGGCACAACUCCGUGUUGGCGGAGGGAGGAUUUCGUGGUGACGACGGAGUGCGCUCCUUGCACGAGUUUCCAGAUUAAAACCAUGUCGGAAUGCGGCGUCACCGGGUUUGUUGAGCAGAUCAACUGCGGGCUGUCCAAGAAAGGCGAAUUCAAGAGUUGCCGCUCUUUGGAAAUGGAGACCCGGAUCUUCUGGAAGUUUGAGGGUGCCAUGCUGGGGGCCGCCGCCGUCUUCGCCCUUCUGGUGGUGUGCCGCCAGCGGGUGCUCGACGGGAAAGCCCUGGAGAAGGUGCGGAAGCAGAUCGAAUCGAUUUAGCGUCGGUUUGCGGGCGAAACAGAGCGGGACGGAUCCAGAGUUGGCCGCAGGGAGGAGCGGUCAGCUGCAGAGGAAGGGGGGGGCUUCACACACACACGCACACACGCACGCACACUCCCACGGACUGGUGUCGCUUCCCUCUUCAGGGUGG